GCAAUAAACCCAGAAGAAGAAGAGUCAGAAGAGACGUGAGGAGGGAAGUUUAAAAACGAGCCGUUAUUCCGACAUUAAAACGUUAAAUUGUUAAAUUAAAGUUAAUAUUUAAAUCGUUUCCUGUUUGUUGAGGAGGAGAGCUCGCGCUUCUGAGUACCGGUGCGCGUAAACUUAACCAGGAUGCAGAGCUCCUUCCCCCUACUCUCUCCUCCCCCCUCUCCUCUCACUGCCCCCCUCCCCCUCUCUUCCUCCCCCUUUUCGCAAUGCUCUGAACUCGACCUGUCCAUCACACUCAGCCCCGCCCUGAAGAUUCACCACACACACCUGAAGCCCCGCCCACUGGAAACAACUCAGCAGAGUGACAAAUCACAGCCAAAGCCCUGCCUACAAGGCCAGACAGGCAGAAAGGUGCGUUAUAAAGAGCCGGUGGUUGUCACGGUAACUCCAGAGCCUCACAUCACAGUGAACAGGGGGACACCGCCUGAGCAGCCAAUCAGAGGUCAGAGAAGGAGCAGAGGACGUCACCAUGAAUUCUCGGAAAAGCAGGUGGAGCCUUCUCCUGCACUAUCCAAUCCAAAUCCAGGCUGCCUUGAAAGGGCGGAGCUAAACACCACUCUGGCUCUGAAGGCGGAGCUUCAGUCCCUGCAGGGGGCGGAGUUCAACACCCGGAGGGUCGUUCAGGAGACUAUACAGCGAUCAGAGAGAACUAAAAACCUGAUCAAUACUCGAGCUACUGAAGAAGUGAAUGUCUCUCGCUCUCAGGUUCUCUUCAGCUCAUUGGUCAGCGUGGAUGUUCUGGAGGAUCAGCUGAUCAGUCGGGUGUAUCAGGAGAGGCUGCCACUGGCCCUAACCCUAACCCAUGACAACAAGGCACAAGAUGUCCCCUCCCUCUUCCCCUUAAUGACAUCUCUUCUUCUUAGACAAAAGCCCCUCCCCAUGGAGGUGGGACCAAUCAGUGACACUCUCCGCCCACAAAGACAUCCAACAUGUUCAACGUUUGACCUUUACAGAAGAAGGUCACGCUGUGAGGCCACACCCUGAACAAUACAAAGAAGUGUUGUGAUUGGCUGGACUGUGAUGUUAAUUUAAAUUUUUAUUGAUUGAAUUGUUGAUAAUUUAGAAACUUAAUUUUUCAUUUUAAUCACAAUAAGUGAUAAUAAAGUGUUUUCAUCCUCUCUCGACUUCAUUAUCUCUUUUUUUCUUGGUUACUGUUUGAGAGGUAAUAAGGUGCAGCUAAUUCUUUAAAGGUUUUGACUUGAAACAGGAUGGUGUAUCGGUCAGGAUACAGAGUAAAUGAUGAGGAGUAGUUGGUCUUAAACUGCCUUGUGGUCCAGCAGUGUUUAUUCACUGAUAUCCAGUAUUGUACAUAUUUAUAUUUAGUCUGUAACAAAAAAGGUAAACAAAUUAAAUCUCUAGUACAAAGAUUGAUUAGUAAACAAACA
Molecule: messenger RNA, 1442 nt
Organism: Labrus mixtus (cuckoo wrasse)
Lineage: Eukaryota; Metazoa; Chordata; Actinopteri; Labriformes; Labridae
Gene: ppp1r35
Product: protein phosphatase 1, regulatory subunit 35
Exons: 6
Coding region: 181-1041 (286 amino acids)
Biological process (GO): negative regulation of phosphatase activity
Molecular function (GO): phosphatase binding
Source: RefSeq, a predicted model, not a curated record